Megalops cyprinoides (Indo-Pacific tarpon) is the source of this 779-nucleotide messenger RNA. RefSeq names its product EKC/KEOPS complex subunit Lage3. The coding region runs from base 21 to 314 and encodes 97 amino acids. The record is from RefSeq and is a predicted model, not a curated record. NCBI's taxonomy places the organism in Eukaryota, Metazoa, Chordata, Actinopteri, Elopiformes, Megalopidae. Gene Ontology annotation, cellular component: EKC/KEOPS complex. The transcript is spliced from 3 exons.
GUGAUUAUUGUUGAACCAAUAUGGCGGCGCCCUGCAACGCUGAAGAGGCUAAGAGCUCAAAGUUGGAAUUCGCGCUGGAUGUCGCGUUCCCGUCGGCGCGCGAGGCCAGCAUCGCGUGCCAGUCCCUGUCGCCGGACCGCGAGCCGCGCAGAGGCGGAGCCACGAAGGAGCUGCGCGCGGCGGGCAGCACGCUGAGCGUGAGGUGGACUGCGGAAGAAGCCCGAAUUCUGCGUGUCUCUGUCGGCUCUUUCCUCGAUCACCUGGCUCUGGUCCUGGAGACCAUGAUCGAGUUUGGGCCCCCGGUCGCCCAGUAACCCGACCCCCGGGGUGGAGACACAGAGCUAGAGCAGCAGCCAAGGCUGGGCAGGGUGUCCAGCCAGAGGGAACGCAGGGGGUAUUUAACCGAAAGAAGUGUGACUUCAUGGGUUUGCCUGACUGACACUGCAGCCUGCAGCCGUGGCAACGCUCUGACACACGGGAAGGAAGGAGGAGCUGAAAGCGGACAGAAAAGCAUCCUGCAUCAGUCUACCCUGCAGCCAUUGGACGACUGGAACAAGCAACGUCCAAUCAGAAGCCAUUGUUACCAAUGAGAUGUCAUCAUUUUUGUGAUAUAAGCAAACAUGAGUUCAUGCUCUUCUUCCACAGCAGAGAGGGACAGUGACCAGGUGUAGCCUUUUUACUGUAUUCUUUCCCCUGGUGCCUGUCCUUCUGCUUUAAGUGUCACAAGAAGUGUGUUUAUUAUUUAUGUUGCAAAGUCAGAUGAAAUAAAUGUAAAUAAA